Miscanthus lutarioriparius is the source of this 3183-nucleotide messenger RNA. The record is from the annotation of a GenBank genome assembly. Lineage: Eukaryota; Viridiplantae; Streptophyta; Magnoliopsida; Poales; Poaceae.
AUGGGUGAGCAGGAAUCCAGUAUUGUUGCAGACUACAUACUGAAGAUAUUAGGGUUGGAGGUCUGUGCUGAUACGGUGGUAGGAAAUGAGAUGAUGAGGGGCAUUUCUGGUGGUCAACGAAAGCGUGUCACAACAGGUGAAAUGCUUGUUGGUCCGGCAAGAGCUCUGUUCAUGGAUGAGAUAUCCACUGGACUGGACAGCUCAACCACAUACCAAAUUGUGAAUUCGCUUAGGCAGACUAUCCACAUCCUUGGUGGAACUGCAGUCAUUUCCUUGCUCCAGCCAGCGCCUGAAACAUACAACUUGUUCGAUGACAUUAUACUCCUAUCUGAUGGGCAUAUUGUAUACCAGGGCUCCCGUGAACAUGUGCUCGAGUUCUUUGAGUUCAUGGGCUUCAGAUGCCCUGCAAGAAAGGGUGUCGCUGACUUCUUGAAGGAAGUGACAUCAAGGAAAGACCAGGGGCAGUAUUGGUAUCGGCAGGACAGGCCAUACCGUUUUGUGCCUGUGAUGAAAUUUGCAGAUGCAUUCAGUACAUUCCACGUGGGCCGGAAGGAGUUGCUCAAAGCCACUAUUGAUAGGGAGGUUCUACUAAUGAAGAGGAACACAUUUAUGUAUAUUUUCAAGUCUGUUAACCUUACUGUUAUGUCGUUUAUCGUGAUGACCACAUUUUUCCGUACCAAUAUGAAACCAGAAGAAUCUUAUGGAAACAUCUACAUGGGAGCACUCUUCUUUGCUCUUGACACAAUCAUGUUCAAUGGCACAUUUUUGGAAGUCGGGGUUUAUGUUUUCACCACAUACUAUGUCAUUGGAUUUGAUCCCAGUGUGAUCAGGUUCUUUAAGCAGUAUCUGCUGCUCCUUGCACUCAAUCAGAUGUCAUCUUCUCUUUUCCGCUUCAUUGUUGGAAUUGGAAGAGACAUGGUCGUGUCUCAUACCUUUGGCCCCUUAGCACUGCUGACUUUUCAAACACUGGGUGGCUUUAUACUUGCAAGACCUGAUGUGAAGAAAUGGUGGAUUUGGGGUUACUGGAUCUCUCCUCUAUCAUAUGCACAGAAUGCCAUUUCAACAAAUGAAUUUUUGGGGCACAGUUGGAGCAAAAUUCAAAAUGAAACAACCGUGGGAAUUGUUGUUCUUCGAAAUCGCGGCGUCUCUAAUGAAGCUAAGUGGUAUUGGAUUGGGCUCGGUGCCUUGGUUGGAUAUACUCUCCUCUUCAACCUGCUCUACACUGUAGCUCUUGCGGUUUUGAGUCCAUUCACUGAUUCCCACGGAUCAAUGUCUGAAGAGGAAUUGAAAGAAAAACAUGCCAACUUAACCGGUGAAGUCAUAGAGGGCCAUAAGGAAAAGAAAUCUAGGAGGCAGGAGUUUGAGCUGUUCCACAGCGUCGGCCAAAACUCCGUGCAUAGCAGUGAGGAUUCUAGUCAGAACAGGAAGGGAAUGGCACUCCCAUUUCCACCAUUGUCACUUACCUUUAAUGAUGUAAGAUACUCGGUGGACAUGCCAGAGGCGAUGAAAGGGCAAGGAGUGACAGAAGAUCGUUUGCUUCUUUUGAAGGGUGUUAGUGGUUCUUUUAGGCCAGGAGUCCUAACUGCAUUGAUGGGUGUUAGUGGUGCUGGAAAGACCACCCUUAUGGAUGUCUUAGCUGGCAGAAAGACUGGGGGCUAUAUCGAGGGAGAUAUUACCAUCUCAGGAUAUCCAAAGAAGCAAGAGACGUUUGCACGCAUAUCAGGAUACUGUGAGCAAAAUGAUAUUCAUUCUCCACAUGUAACAGUGUAUGAGUCACUCCUAUUUUCUGCAUGGCUACGCCUUCCUUCAGAUGUCAACUUAGAAACAAGAAAGAUGUUCAUUGAGGAGGUCAUGGAUCUUGUAGAGCUCACAUCACUGAGGGGUGCACUUGUUGGGCUUCCUGGAGUGAGUGGCCUGUCAAUUGAGCAACGCAAGAGGCUUACUAUUGCUGUGGAGCUUGUUGCCAUCCCUUCGAUCGUUUUCAUGGAUGAGCCAACCUCUGGUCUUGAUGCUCGUGCAGCUGCAAUUGUGAUGAGGACUGUAAGGAACACUGUCAAUACUGGAAGGACUGUCGUUUGCACCAUUCACCAGCCAAGCAUUGACAUAUUUGAAGCGUUUGAUGAGCUUUUCUUAAUGAAGAGAGGUGGAGAAGAGAUAUAUGUUGGUCCAGUGGGCCAGAAUUCGUCAAAAUUGAUCGAGUACUUUGAGGGAAUUGAAGGUAUUAGCAAGAUAAAGGAUGGAUAUAACCCAGCCACGUGGAUGUUGGAAGUGACCUCUAGUUCUCAGGAAGAGAUCCUUGGGGUUGAUUUUUGUGAAAUCUACAGGCAAUCAGAAUUAUACCAAAGGAACAAGGCACUCAUAGAGGAGCUAAGCACACCACCUCCUGGCUCUAGUGAUCUCAAUUUCCCUACACAGUACUCCAGAUCGUUCUUUACUCAGUGCCUAGCUUGCUUCUGGAAGCAGAAAAAGUCAUAUUGGAGGAACCCAUCCUACACAGCAGUGAGGUUACUGUUCACCAUCGUCAUUGAGCUCAUGUUUGGAACCAUGUCCUGGGACCUUGGACGAAAAACUAAAAAACAACAGGAUCUGUUAAAUGCCAUGGGAUCCAUGUACGCCGCAGUUAUAUACAUUGGAAUGCAGAACUCUGGUUCUGUUCAACCAGUGGUGGUGGUGGAGCGAACAGUCUUCUACCGAGAACGAGCAGCGGGCAUGUACUCAGCUUUCCCUUAUGCAUUUGGACAGGUCGCGAUUGAAUUUCCUUAUAUUUUUGUCCAGACUUUGCUAUAUGGAGUGUUAGUCUAUUCAAUGAUUGGAUUUGAAUGGACUGUUGCCAAGUUCCUCUGGUACCUGUUCUUAAUACCUCAACACUUCACAGAUUUCUUAUUUACUCAUGAUGCACUCAAUUUUUUCCUUCAGAAACUGCCUGUCUGGUGGAGGUGGUACAGCUGGGUCUGCCCAGUCGCAUGGACGCUCUACGGAUUGGUUGCCUCCCAGUUCGGCGACAUCACGCAUACACUCGAGGACUCAGUGACGGGCCAGACCGUGGCGCAAUUUAUCGCGGAUUACUUCGGCUUCCAUCACGACUUCCUGUGGCUUGUCGCAGUGGUGCACGUUGGGCUGACCGUGUUCUUCGCGUUCCUGUUCAGUUUUGCCAUCAUGAAGUUCAACUUCCAGAAGAGAUGA